AUGGCUACUCCAAAGACAGCUAAAACUUCGACGGCCAAAACUCCGACUGCUCCAAAACCGAUAGAAUCUUUGACUACUCCAAAACCAGCUGAAUCAUCAAACAUCAACAACGAUUCCACCCCGAAAGCCCCUGAAUCUGCACCCAAGAAGGGUUUCCCUCGAUGGUCCGUUGAAGAGGACAAAAAAUUGUGUAUUGCUUGGUUGAACACAAGCCGGGAUCCCAUCGUCGGAAACGGACAGAAGGCAUCGACGUUCUGGGAACGAAUCCACAACACCCUCUCCGAACUCAUUACCGAGUACAAUGAAGAGAAGAAAAAUUCUAAAGGGUUCAAGGAACUUCCGCUACGACCGGUUGGUGCGGUCGAAUGUCGCUGGGCACUCAUCAUGAAGUUGGUCAACAAAUUUUCUGGAUGCUAUGCAAAUGUUGAACGGCGCAUGAAAAGCGGCAAGACUCGCGAAGAUAUGAAAAUCGCAAAGCUUACCGAGGCCAAAGAAUUAUACAAGGCAACCUUCGAAUCGUCAUUCAAUCUCGACCAUUGCUGGGGAAUCUUGAAGGACACCCCGAAAUGGCAGGCGACUCAGCAAGAAAACGAAGCUCGAAACAAAAAAGGCAAGCAAUCUGGGGCAGCCCCCCCUUCUUCUGAUAUCCCCAGCUCUACGCCUGCGACCUCGGCUAUUGAAGUUGAAGAUGAGGAGUCCGAAGCGAGUCGAUCGGUCCUGGGGAAUAGUCGUUCCGAAGGUCAAAAAGCAGCCAAGCGCAAACGAACGGAGGAGAUCUCACUCGAUAAGCUUGUUUCAAUGCAGAAAGAUCUCAUUGAAAUCUCGCGCGAUCGGUUGUCAUCGAUGAAGGCUGCCGCACAAUCUACGUCGGACGAUGCGAUUAUGUCAAAAGAUCUCACCUUGCUUGACACAGAGAGUCGUGCAUACUAUCAAAGGAAGAAAAGGGCGAUCAUUGCCCGCGAGUUGCAAGAAGAGAAGGAGAGGGAAGAAAAAGAGAAAAAAGAAAAGGAAAAGAAAGAGAAAGAGAAAACUGAAAAAGAAAGAAAGGCGAAAGAGGAAAAGGAGAGACAGGCGAAAGAGGAACAGAACCAAAAAGAGACCGGGAACGAUGCGGACGAGGAUGAAGAUGUCGAUGAGGACGAUGAUGAGGAGGUUGAACAGGAUGAAAACGAGGAGGAGGAGGAGGUUGUUGAAUGUGAAGAAUAA
Puccinia graminis f. sp. tritici CRL 75-36-700-3 is the source of this 1206-nucleotide messenger RNA. RefSeq lists its product as uncharacterized. The record is from RefSeq and is a predicted model, not a curated record. The coding region runs from base 1 to 1206 and encodes 401 amino acids. The transcript is spliced from 2 exons. NCBI's taxonomy places the organism in Eukaryota, Fungi, Basidiomycota, Pucciniomycetes, Pucciniales, Pucciniaceae.